Messenger RNA from Xiphophorus maculatus (southern platyfish), 1250 nucleotides. It is a transcript of the gene prlh2r, whose product is annotated as prolactin-releasing peptide receptor-like. Gene Ontology annotation, cellular component: plasma membrane; neuron projection. NCBI's taxonomy places the organism in Eukaryota, Metazoa, Chordata, Actinopteri, Cyprinodontiformes, Poeciliidae. The coding region runs from base 42 to 1250 and encodes 402 amino acids. Gene Ontology annotation, biological process: G protein-coupled receptor signaling pathway. The transcript is spliced from 3 exons. Gene Ontology annotation, molecular function: neuropeptide binding; neuropeptide Y receptor activity. The record is from RefSeq and is a predicted model, not a curated record.
AAGAAGACGCCAACAGGUGCUGAGCCUACGGACUAGCAGACAUGGACUGGGAGAAAGCGAUGAAUUUCUCCAGAGUGUACUCCUCAACCCCGGCCUCUGACUCUUCAUCCUCCUGCUGUAACUCCUCCCACCUCCUCUUCCACCCCUCUCUGUUUCCGGUCCCCACGUUUUCCGGCUUCGACCUGCUGUUCAGCCUGAAGCUCCUCUUCAUCCCGCUCUACUCUGUCGUGGUUCUGAUCGCCUGCUCCGGGAACCUCCUCCUCCUCUUCCUCAUCUGGUACAACAAAAAGAGACACAACACCACUAACUUCCUCAUCAGUAACUUGGCGCUCGUCGACCUGGUGAUGUGCGUCUUCUGCGUCCCUUUGACGGCCUCCUACGCCUUUGACAGGCGCGGCUGGGUGUUUGGGUACCACAUGUGUCACUUUGUGACCGUGAUGCAGUCCACCACCGUUUACGCAGCGGUUCUGUCCCUCAUGGCCAUCGCGGUGGAUCGUUAUAUCGUUGUAGCGUAUCCCAUUCGCAAGAGAGCGGGAUGCCAGUUCUGUUGCUUCCUGGUGAUGCUGAUCUGGUUGUCCUCUUUGGCGCUAUCCACCCCGACUGCGCUUCACACGGUUUACCUGGACCUGCACACUGCGGGCCUGGACAUGGCAAUCUGCGAAGAGUUUUGGGAUGGACAGGAACAAGGCAGACUCAUUUACUCGUGUUUCAUCCUCUUCUUUUCCUACUUUGUCCCGCUGGCUGCUGUGUCCAUUUCCUACUGUGCUAUAUCCUGCCACCUGAAGCGGAGGACCACGUCCAGUUUGACAGCAUGUCCCGAGCUGAGGUGCGCACGGGCCGCCUGGAGUAGACGGCGGUGGAAGACCUUCUGUCUGCUGCUGGUUUCUGUUCUCUGCUUUGCCUUCUCCUGGCUCCCCUUGCAGGUGGUGAACCUUAUCCGUGACCUGGACACAGACUUCUCCAUACUGGGGAAGAAUUACAUUAACGUCAUCCAGGUGUCUGCUCACCUGCUCGCCAUGAGCUCGGCGUGCUACAACCCCUUCAUUUACGCUUCGUUGCACAAUAAAUUCCUGUCCUACCUCUGUCUCAACCCCCUGACUCGCAGGAGAGGAACAGAGAAGCACGGAGGUCAGGGGUCGAGCGUGCUGACGACGUCUCACAGAAUGCCGCGCCUCAACACCUUCACCACCGUGGCGGAUUUACCUGCCGUUGUCCUGAACGACCUCGUUCCAAAAGAAAACUACAUCUGA